Messenger RNA from Paramecium tetraurelia, 1000 nucleotides. RefSeq lists its product as uncharacterized. Gene Ontology annotation, cellular component: cytosol. Gene Ontology annotation, biological process: peptidyl-serine dephosphorylation; mitotic cell cycle. The transcript is spliced from 5 exons. The record is from RefSeq and is a predicted model, not a curated record. Gene Ontology annotation, molecular function: protein serine/threonine phosphatase activity. NCBI's taxonomy places the organism in Eukaryota, Ciliophora, Oligohymenophorea, Peniculida, Parameciidae.
AUGUCACAAUACGAUAAUCCCAAUAAUUGUUUAGAUGGAUUUAUUGAAUAGCUCAAUAAAUGCAAGCCUCUGACUGAAUAGGAUGUGAAAUGGCUUUGUGAAAAGGCUAAAGAAAUUUUGUAGGAAGAGAGUAAUGUUCAGCCAGUUAGAGCUCCAGUGACUAUUUGCGGUGACGUCCAUGGAUAAUAUGAUGACUUAAUGGAAUUAUUUAAAAUUGGAGGUAAUGUACCCGAUACAAAUUAUCUUUUCCUGGGAGAUUACGUUGAUCGUGGCUAUUAUAGUGUAGAAACUGUAUCAUUACUACUGGCUUUGAAAGUCAGAUAUAAAGAUAGAAUAACUAUUUUAAGAGGGAAUCACGAAUCCAGAUAAAUCACAUAAGUCUAUGGAUUUUAUGAGGAAUGUGUCAGAAAAUAUGGUAAUGCAAACCCAUGGAAGUAUUUCACUGAUUUAUUUGAUUAUCUCCCAAUAACAGCAGUGGUUGAAAAUUCAAUCUUUGGUUUACAUGGAGGACUGUCUCCUGACGUCACAACUCUUGAUGAAAUAAGAAGACUGGAUAGAAUACAAGAGGUACCUCAUGAAGGUCCUUUAUGUGAUUUAUUAUGGAGUGAUCCUGAUGAUCGAAAUGGAUUUAAUCCAUCACCAAGAGGAGCUGGAUUUACUUUUGGAGUAGAUAUUUCUGAAAAAUAUAAUCAUACAAAUGGAUUAACCAUGAUUGCCAGAGCACAUUAAUUAGUUAUGGAAGGCUUUUAAGAAACUCAUGAAAAGAAUUGUGUCACAUUAUUCUCUGCUCCAAAUUAUUGUUAUAGAUGUGGAAAUUAAGCUGCCAUUUUAGAAGUGGAUGAACAUAUGAAUCAAAAUUAUUUGCAAUUUGAUCCUGCUCCAAGAAGAGGAGAACCUCAUUUAACCAAAAAAACACCAGAUUAUUUCUUAUGAAAUUAUUGAUUUUGGUUGUUUCAAUUUAAUAUUAAUUUAUUCAUAAACCUUUACAUUAUUUCUUUUA